Messenger RNA from Penicillium odoratum, 3141 nucleotides. It is a transcript of the gene kin1, whose product is annotated as putative serine/threonine protein kinase Kin1. Bases 1 to 3141 code for a protein of 1046 amino acids. Gene Ontology annotation, molecular function: tau-protein kinase activity; protein serine/threonine kinase activity; ATP binding. The record is from RefSeq and is a predicted model, not a curated record. NCBI's taxonomy places the organism in Eukaryota, Fungi, Ascomycota, Eurotiomycetes, Eurotiales, Aspergillaceae. Gene Ontology annotation, cellular component: cytoplasm. Gene Ontology annotation, biological process: microtubule cytoskeleton organization; intracellular signal transduction; protein phosphorylation. The transcript has 3 exons.
AUGUCGGCUCCGGCGCCUGCCUCGAAGUCGCCUAUGGUGGUACGCAGUCAAUCUACCUCCUCUCGCCCCGCCCAUUGGGCGCCUGCGUCUGAUUUACCCCAUCGGACUCGAAGCGUGGCGGUCCGAUCGUCCAACACGUCCCAGCCCCAGCCCCCUCCACAGACACAAUACUCACACUCCAAAACCCCCUCUUACGACCGUCGCCCGCCGGCAAACCACGCCGCGCUGGACAGCGUCGCCCGUCGGGAUUUUGAGGCAUCCAAUGUCGCAAACAUGCCGUCUGAACGCUCGCAGGAGCGCCCACCCACCGCAACCCGAACCGAAUCCACCCGAAGACACCAGCGCACUUCAUCCACUCAAGCUCAUCAACGGGACAGUGUCGAUAUGACAAGCACCGCUACUGCGGACCGCGCAGCUGAUUCCUCGCAGAAUGCGACCGGCCCGGUCGUCCCCACACAGCCAAGGCGUCGGACGACGAUCACUACACCAACGGGCCAAUGGGCCCUGGGGAAGACUAUCGGUGCGGGCAGCAUGGGUAAAGUGAAGCUCGCGAAAAAUAUGGAAACCGGGGAACAGGUCGCUGUCAAGAUCGUUCCCCGACUUUCGACUGAGGAGCACCGCAACGGUCGAGAAUCGGAGAGGGCGGACCGGUCAAAAGAAAUAAGAACGGCUCGAGAGGCCGCCAUUGUGAGUCUCGUUAGUCACCCAUACAUAUGCGGAAUGCGAGAUGUGGUGCGCACAACAUAUCACUGGUACAUGCUCUUCGAGUAUGUUAACGGCGGUCAAAUGUUGGACUAUAUCAUCUCUCACGGCAAGUUGAAGGAGAAACAAGCCCGCAAGUUCGCCCGCCAGAUCGCUAGUGCUCUGGACUACUGCCACCGCAACAGCAUCGUCCACCGUGAUCUAAAGAUCGAGAACAUCCUCAUCAGCAAGACGGGUGAUAUAAAGAUCAUCGAUUUUGGUCUCAGCAAUCUCUUUUCUCCCAGAAGUCUUCUGAAGACCUUCUGUGGUAGUCUUUAUUUUGCGGCUCCAGAACUGCUUCAGGCAAGACAAUACACUGGGCCGGAGGUGGAUGUCUGGAGUUUUGGAAUUGUUCUCUACGUUUUGGUCUGCGGGAAAGUACCUUUUGAUGAUCAGAGCAUGCCCCAGCUCCAUGCAAAGAUCAAGAAGGGUGUUGUAGAAUACCCACCUGGCCUAACAACUGAAUGCCGUCAUAUUAUUUCACGUAUGCUUGUUACCGACCCGAAACAGCGUGCCAGUUUGGCCGAGAUUAUGAGCCACCCGUGGAUGAACAAAGGCUUCAAUGCACCUCCCGAAAAUUACCUCCCCCAGCGAGUGCCUAUCCAGCUUCCGUUGGACCAAGAAGUCAUUGAGAAGAUGACAGGCUUUGAUUUUGGUUCACCAGACUAUAUCACAUCCCAGUUAACCAAGGUGCUGGAUUCAGACGAGUACCAGCACGCUGUACGGCUCAAUUUCCGGGAGCACCCAGUGAAUAGCCAAGCCGAGCGAAAGCGCGGCGUCUUCGACUUCUACAAACGACGCAACUCUGCUGCUAGCCGUGAUACCCUAUCGGCACCUUCAUCCGAGGCAAUCCAGCUAGGCAAUGAUCCUCUGAACGCCUACAGUCCGCUGGUAUCAGUUUACCACCUUGUCAAGGAGAAACUGGACCGGGAGCGAUUAGAGAGUCGUCCUCCUACUUCGGGCAUUCGUCCAAUCCCGCUUGAUGUGGGAAUGCCGGAGCUCGCACCCCCAGAGGCUGCUCACACUAAUCAGUACUCAGUUCCGGGAGAAAAGGACACUGGCCGACGGUCUCGUCCUCGGGCCAGAACCCACGGCGAGGAGGAGGUCACGGAAGGUAUCAAGAAUCUUCAUACUUCCUCGCCGUCUGGACACGUAAUGCCAGACACACCUGCGAAGAAAGAAAGUGCAGCGGCCGGUAUUUUGCGACGUUUCAGCACCCGCAAAGUCAAGGACCGCAGCCGCGAUGUGGAACGGGAGCGUAUCAGCACCCCCAAUACUCCGACACUCAACGUCCAACCCCCUGUCGAUUCCGCGUCUCCCCUGCACCGUGGGUUUAGUGUGCGGAGAACUCGGCGGGCCGAGCCAUCCCCUCCUAUUCCCUCCGGGGGAAGCCAGCCUCAAUACCAGGACUUCCUCGCUGCACCGGGCUCGAGCGAGUCAACUUCGCAGCCUAAUAAGGUCUUGGGACGGUCUACCAGUGUCAACUCCGCUGACUACCGACCCCGAAGAGCGGCCCGAAGAGGCGAUGCUGAUACUUUGGAUGUUGAGCGACAGCCUCCCUCGACGAGUGGCUCGGAUCAGGUUGGUCCCAACACCCAAAAGGAUCAGGCUGGCACGAAAGCCGGUGGCCGCACGCAUACGCAUACAGCACGUACCAUGUCUUUGGGUCAUGCCCGCCGUGAAAGCAUUCAAGCCCGACGGGCCCGGCGUGAGGCUGCUCUCGAGGCGAACGUGCCCGAAGAAACUGAUGAGGACAUUACCGGUGCAGGCACCGCGCUGGAGAGUGCUAACGAAGGCGAAGACCUGUCUAAGCCGGUCUUCCUCAAGGGUCUCUUCAGCGUGUCAACCACUAGCAGCAAGCCCUUACCUGUCAUCCGUGCCGAUAUCAUCCGCGUUUUGAAACAGCUGGCUGUGGACUACGUUGAGAUCAAGGGUGGCUUCCGGUGUCGACACGCCCCCAGCAUCGACCUCGACAAGGUCAUCGAUGUUAGCCCCCCUAGCCCGGACCGCCAGGGCCAGGUCUCACACCGUCGCCGCAUCAGCUUUGGUGGCCUUCUUGGCCACGACGACAGCCGCGAUGACAGCCGUUCAGGAUCUAACAAGCCACAACGCCGGCCCCAGACGCAACCAGACCGCAGUUUCGUCUCAAACUCAGACGCCUCGGAUGACUAUGUUGCUCGCGAUAGCCAGCAGAGUGGCGCAGUGGGUGAGCGGGUGGUUGGGGAGACCACUACCCGCGUCCAGAGCGACACCGGCGAGAACCUGGUACUUCGCUUUGAGAUUCUCAUUGUAAAGGUCCCUUUGUUCUCCCUACACGGCAUUCAGUUCAAGAAGGUCUCGGGUGGCAUGUGGCAAUACAGAGAGAUGGCGAAGAAGAUUCUUGAUGCUUUGCGACUGUGA